AUGUUUUUGAAAGUCAUCCUAACUCUGGCAGUGCAACUGGCUCAGUUUAUUCCAGGAACAACAGUCUUCACCUUGGAGGCCACAGACCCAGAUCAGGACAAUGUUUACUUCAGUAUCGAGUCAGAGUUUCUGGGUGUGGAUCAGGUCACAGGAAGGGUCAUCCUGAUCAAAGAGUUAGACAGGGAGGUCUCCUACACAGCAACCAUCAGGGUAUCGGAUGUCAAUGAUAACGACCCAAAGUUCCUGUCUACUCCCUAUAUUGUCACACUGGAUGAGGAUUACAGGGUUGGCUUUCCUGUCUUCCUUGGGAUUGAGGUGGAAGAUCCGGAUUCAGGGCCUGGUGGGGCGUAUCAAUUUUCUUGUGGAGGGGGAUGUGAUUGGUUUAAUAUUGACCCAAUCUCAGGACUGAUCCUGCUCAGUAAACCACUAGACUACGAGUUCCUGCCUGCCUAUUGGAUGCUCAUCAACUGUACUGGUUUUUCAGUCGUGACAACAGCUGCUGUUGACGGAGACAGGGGAGUCGGCAAUCCCAUUGGCUACUCAAUAAGUGGUGGAAAUGAUGGGAAUUUUUUCCUGAUCAGUGCUACAACAGGAGAGAUCACUGUUGCCCGUCCACUGGACAGGGAUGCCUUCCUGGAUAAGUUUGGCAUAUGGCAGCUGACCAUUACUGCUACCGAGGACAAGAAUGGCGUGGCAGGCCAGGCCACGUCCACCAUUGUUACCAUUACUAUUGAAGACGUCAAUGACGAGGAGCCCACUUUUGACCGCCACUCCUACGUAGGGAGCUUCCCUGAAAACUACCCAGAGGGCGUCCCUCUCCCCAAUCUCAACAUCUUUGUGGCAGACCUGGAUGAGGGUGAUAACAGUAAACUUCAGGUCUACUUGGAUGAUGACUGGGGAGCGUUUAGCAUCACACCCACUGAGCUUGAGGGGUCAGCAGACAUCCAGGUCUACAUCACCAACUCCUCACUACUGGACUACGAGACCAUGGAUAACUUCACACUCAGGAUUGUGGCAGUGGAAACAGCCACCAAUGAACAGUUCUCAGACACGGCGUUUGUGAACAUUCUGCUGGAGGACCAGAAUGACAACGCACCGAUCUUCAACCACGAGCUGUACACAGGGGAGGUCAGCGAGGCAGCUGUUCCUGACACCUAUGUUACUGCUGUGCUGGCAAUGGACUAUGACACAGUGCCUGACUACAGGACAAUCCGGUAUUCUCUACAUGGAGCUGGAUCAGAAAGAUUUGCCAUCGACCCAGUCUCUGGGAUCAUCACACUAGCAGGGUCGCUGGAUUAUGAGGACAAUCCCAAAUAUUACCUGAUCGCCCAGGCUGAGGAUGGUCCAGGUCUGCUCACCACUGUCCCUGUAGAGAUCACAGUUCUGGACUACAACGAUGUCCAGCCAGUUUUUCUGAUCCAAGAAUAUCAGGUCUACAUAGAGGAGAACAGCCUGCACAUGCCUGAGUGGAUGUUUGUGCAUGCCACAGACUACGAUGGAUCAGAAAUUAACAACAGAAUAGAGAGUUACACUCUGUCCAACGCCACCAACUUUGCCAACCACUUCAACAUCGGGGAGACUACAGGACUCCUGUCAAUCACGGAAGCCAUAGAUUUUGAAGAUGUUGUGAGGACCAAUGGGAAGCCAGAGAUACGACUGGAGGUGGUUGCAAAGGAUAGUGGGACACCACCGCUCAGUACCUUGGCUAAUGUCACUGUGUUCAUCAUGGAUGCGAAUGACAACGAACCCAUAUUUGAGGAAGAUGAAUACAGGGUGGAGAUUGUAGAAGUGGUUGAGACAGGUGCCACCAUAGUCCAGGUACGUGCCACGGAUGCUGACUCUGGGCCCAACCAGGCGCUGGUUUACUCCCUGGUCGGUGAACACAGCCAGCUGUUCAACAUUGAACCCAGGACAGGACUGGUCACUGUGGCUGCAGGCAGCCAGUUUGACCAGGACUUGGUGGAUGAGUACCGGCUGCUCGUGAUCGCCACAGACUUCGGAGCACCGGCCAGGUCUGGUACAGCUAACCUCGUCAUCAGGAUAUUGGAGGGGAACAACAAAGCGCCAAAGUUCCUUCAACCUUUCAUCAGUGCUGCCGUACCAGAAGAUACCCUGGUGGGUUGGCAGGUGGCACAGUUAAACGCCAGCGACGCAGACAACACGUCUGACAUCCAGUACCUUCCUAUCAGGCCGUACUUUGUUAGGGCCUGGAAUGGAGCAAUUCUUAACAACUCAGUCUUCAGUGAUACAAACGAGACAUUUGAGGAUUGGUUUGAAGUGGACUCUACCACUGGUGUGGUGACAGUGGGGAGGGCCCUGGACAGGGAAACGGCAGCCAUGUUUGAGCUCACUGUUCUAGCCGUGGACACUGAGGCUGAAACCACUGGACAAACUGCAACAGCUCUGGUUGCCAUUUUCAUUGAGGACCGGAAUGACAACCCCCCAGUGUUCAGACCCCCCCAUACCGCCCUCACCCCCUACUACCAACUGUCCAUGCUGGAGGAGACAGGCCGGGGCAUCUCUGUUCUCACUGUCAGUGCAGAAGACCCUGACUCGCCCUGGGCUGUCAUCACUUACCAGUUAAUCGGGGACAGUCAAGACUACUUUGCCAUAGACAAUGUAACAGGUGUUGUUACUGUGGCCAGACCAGUGGACUAUGAGAUGGGGGUGAGGUGGGUGAACCUAACUGUGAACGCCACAGAUGACGGGAACCCUCCACUAUCAACCUCAACUCCUGUCAGUAUCCAGAUUGUGGACAUCAAUGACAACAGUCCUGUCUUCCGGGAGGAUUUCUACAGAGUAUCUAUCCCAGAAGACACCAGUGUUGGUGAUGUCAUCCUGAAUGUGUCAGCGUCUGAUGCAGAUUCAGGAGAGAAUGGAAACAUCUUCUACAACGUGACAGGGGGAGGGGGCAGGUUCUCUGUUCAUUCCACAUCGGUGGAGGUGACAGUGCUUGAUGUGAAUGACGUCCCCCCGACCUUCCCCCACGCCGUGUACCAUGCUGACAUACAGGAGCACGUCCUGCUGUACUCUCAUGUCAUCACAGUCCAGGCUCACGACCCUGACCUGGGGCCAAGUGGGGAGAUUAUCUACACCAUUCUGGCAGGCAAUGGAGCUGUGUCUGCCCUGGACAACGACCCUUUGGAUGGGGGGAGGAUCUCCUACAGGAUUACAGACAACGUUGGACACAUCAACGACUCUCUUAUGUUCAGCAUUAAUGAAGACAAUGGAGACCUCACUACAGCACGGCUGCUGAAUAGAGAAGUGCAAGAAUACUACAAUCUGUUAUUAGUGGCUGAAGACAGAGGCAGUCCAACAUCCUUCUCAUCCUACCGGUUCAUCACCAUCAGGGUUACGGAUGUGGACGACAGUGAACCUUACUUUCCUGACAUCUGGCACAGUGCAACAGACGUUGCAGUGGAGUUCAGUAUAAGAGAGAACCUGGCAGUGGGAACAGAGAUUGGUGCUGUCCCACCGGCUAUCGAUGAAGACCUUGGAGCUAACGCGGUUCCUUACUACUACAUCAUAGGUGGAGCAAGUAACAAAUUUGCCAUCAGCAAGAGAACAGGAGUUCUGUCCAUACGGUCAUCCGACCUUGACUAUGAGGUCCAGAGUGACUUCAAACUGACGAUCAAGACUUCGAGUGACCCUGAGUUCAACACAGCUGCACUGACCACAAGAGGAAGAAGAUCCACACAUGAUGAUCCUUCAGUCUUGGAAGUUGCUAUACAUCUAGAAGAUACCAAUGACAAUGCACCCAGAUUCUCCAGACAGAAGUACAGCACUGUUGUGUCAGUGGAUACAAAAUAUGGAACAACAGUUAUUCGGACUGAGGCCUCUGAUGCUGACUCUGGGAACUUCAGUGUGACGUGGUUCUACCUACACUCCUGCAACUUUGUACAACAGAACAGCAGGACCCCAUGUCCAGAUACAUUUAGGCUGGACAGGACUGAUGGGUCUCUGAUCACCAAUGAGCUGUUUGGUUCUUACAUGGAUAAGGGAUACUUCAAACUGUUGAUUCAGGCUGUGGAUUCUGUAAGAGCGGACUUUGUUGAUGUGGCAGAGGUUGAAGUGUACAUUCUGAGUGAAAAUCAGCAGGUUCUGUUGACAAUAGACAGGUCUCCUGAAGACAUUAGGAGUGAGGAGGACAAUUUGGUCAGAUCCUUACAGACAUCUACAGGACUGGAGGUGGUGGUGGAUGACAUCCAGUACCACAUGCCACAGAAGAGCAGUGUGGAUGAAACCAAACUGAUCACUGAUGACAGUGCCGUCCUGUCGUCAGCAUCCAUCUCUCAAGUGACGCCCCUGGAGGCGGAAACUUGUGCAUCAGAAGCAAACUGCUCCGUGUUGGAGGGCAUUCUGAUUGGGCUGGGGGCUGUGCUGUUUGUUGGAACUGUCAGCCUCAUUUGCAUAACAUUUUGCCUCAAGCACAGAAUCCUGCGUACGACAGAAGGUCUGUCCGGCUAUGAUGUCACACGUACUUUGACAGCACCCUAUGCACUACCACUUUGUCACUUGCAUGUUCACCGGGCAGCACUCUACCUUCUGACAGUAACAGUAGAGAAUGGAGUGUCGACCAUUCAACCAGCAGCACCAGUAGAACCCCCGUAUGCCAAGGUCAAUGCCAAGCCUGAGAGAACCAUGGACAAGAAGCACCCUGUCGGUAUCCUCAAGAAGUCUCCUCCUCGACCAGGUCUGCUGACAGAACAUGGCCCACCUGUGGACACCUACAACCCACCUGUGGACACCUACAGCCCACCUGUGGACACCUGCAGCCCACCUGGCACACUCUCAAGGCGCAGGAGCGAUGGGGACUUGCUAGACCUGGAGGAAGCACAUGUACAGUCUGGGUCGGGUAAGGGCGGCGUGCCGGUUAACGAGAUGGCGGUUCGGGCGGCCAUGUUGUGGAACUCGGUGGUCGAUCACCUGUACUGUGCGGGGGUGCCCAACCCUGCACCUGAUGCAGAAAGUCCUCUACCCCGCCCAAGGAACCCCUCCCCCCACCACUUGAGAAGGAAGAGCAGUGAGUCCAACCCCCUGUACCGGCUGGAGAAAGCCAUUCUGAUGGAGAUCCCGGAUAGCACCUUGUCAUCACAUAAUACUCCUGACAGGAGACAGCACAGGAUGGAUGAGGAGACGUCCCAUCUCAUCAGACAUGAAGGCUACCCUUACGAUAACGACGAGGGAGAAGACAGCACAGGGUUGGGCACAGCUAAUCCAGUCUACCCUGGACGGGCCCAGCCCCUCAGCAACUGGGUAACUGCUGAAGAAGACACCCCUGUUGAGCCAACGUACAGAGAAUACGUCGAUCGCACGAGUCACCCAGAAAUGGCGGGAAAGCGUGGGAGAGCGCCGGUUCUUCCGCCCGACGCCAGUCCACAAAGGGAUGAGGUGUACAAUCCCCUUGUGCGACCGGAUCAGAGGAACCCAAAAAUGUCCCAGUACCGCGGCGGCGGCCGACCUGUCCAGCUGAUGUCCCCGGGGGGGAGCAUCCCGGAGGAGAGUGCGGAAGACGUGCUGGGCUUGGAUUCUCCGAGAGCCGAGAGUCCGCAGCAGGAGCAGAACUCUUCCUCUGGGAGAGGAUCCUUGAACAACGAGCGUCCGUGGAUCGCGUUUCACGACAGUUCUGACUCUUCUCCGGUGAGGACGGUGACAGGAAGGGUGAUGUCGCCCUCCAGGAGGAUGCACGUGGCGGCUCAGGUGCAUCAUGUCACGGAGACGUCGUCAGCGGAUAGCUCACCCGUGCGCCUGGCCAGCUACUCCAUUCCGAGGGUACAGAAUGUAUCCAUGAAGCAGGUGCACCAACCCGCAUUUCAGACGCCACAAGCCAAGGAGGACGGCCCUCGCAUCGAGUUCACCCCAACCAAAAACGACACGCCACCUAGCGACUCUGGGCUGACAGUGCACGUGACUCCCGCGCAGGGCAGCAAAACGACGAGGACGGAAAGCGAAGAAGACGUCGGCUUCCAGCAGAAGUUUGAUUCUGUCACCCCUGCGAAGGAGUCACUUCCGAAGCGCAGCGUCGCUAGGCAGAUCAUGUUUUUUGAGCAGAUGUCCAAGUCUACGGGGUCCUCCAACUCAGGGCCCGACCCUGACACAGACGUACCCAUCUCCCUAAUCUAG
Molecule: messenger RNA, 6123 nt
Organism: Branchiostoma belcheri (Belcher's lancelet)
Lineage: Eukaryota; Metazoa; Chordata; Leptocardii; Amphioxiformes; Branchiostomatidae
Product: cadherin-23-like
Biological process (GO): homophilic cell-cell adhesion
Cellular component (GO): catenin complex; plasma membrane
Molecular function (GO): calcium ion binding; cadherin binding
Source: RefSeq, a predicted model, not a curated record